CCUUAUAAAUAAUGCCCCCAACUCACAUCUUAACAUAACUCAAUAUCUUUAAAACUGUGGAAAGCUUAUUUUCUCCAAAAUUCAUAUAUUCACAUCAAACAUUAAGCUUUCCAUAGUUUUAUCAUACAAUUGCAAUGGCUCGCUCUUUCGCCAACGCUAAGGUUCUCUCCACCAUCCUCCUUAAUGGAUUUUCCAACACUCUCACAAGACGUGGUUACGCUGCGGCAACAGAAAGUGCAAGCAAGGUGGGUUCAAUUAGUGGGAAGAUAACAGCACCAAAAUCAGGAGAAGAAAAAAGUGGUUCAACUUAUAAGGUUUCGUGGGUUCCUGAUCCUGUUACUGGUUACUACAAACCUGAGAACAUCAAAGACAUCGAUGCUGCUGAUUUACGCGCUAAGCUUAUCGGCAAAAAAAUCAACAACUAAUUCAUUUCAACACAUUCAAGAAAUUUUGGUUUAGGUUACAUCAAAAUUAUAUACUGUAUUCAAGAUUGGUAAUUUAAACGGUGGAUCUGAUGAACUUUCGGGAUUUGACGUUAGAGGGUUUAACGAUGAUUCUGUUAAUGGCGAAGAUCCUACUCUGUUAGGAGCAUCUGUAUUUGUUGAUGAUUAUUGGUGUUAUAAUGUCUUCCAAUCUUAUUUAAUGCAAUUUAUAUUUUUAGUACCGAUCA
Cicer arietinum (chickpea) is the source of this 670-nucleotide messenger RNA. RefSeq names its product indole-3-acetic acid-induced protein ARG2. The record is from RefSeq and is a predicted model, not a curated record. Gene Ontology annotation, biological process: response to stress. Gene Ontology annotation, cellular component: mitochondrion. Lineage: Eukaryota; Viridiplantae; Streptophyta; Magnoliopsida; Fabales; Fabaceae.